AGCACCGCGAGGGGGGUGAGGGCCGGCGGGGGAGCGCUCCCGGAGCUCGCUGCGGCCGAAGAGCGGCGGGGGAAGCGGCGGGUCCGGCCGCCUGCGGCCGCGCUCAUUGUCCAGCCGCGGCCACCGCCGCCAUUCAAGAUGGCGCCCGCCGGCCCCUUCUUCCUCCUUCGCCUCCCCCCCUCCUCCCCCCGGGCCUCCGCAGCCAAUCGGCGGCUGCGCCCGCCCCCCGCGUGACCCGCCGGCUAAUCAGCGCGCAGCGGGCGGCGGCGCCGGCCAAUCAGCGCCGAGACGGCCGCGCGCAUCGGGUGAGGCGCUCGGCGGAAGGCCGGGAGGGGCGGGGAGCCCUGCCGUUGAUUGAUGCGGCGCUCGGCCAAUCGCACCCGUUCCCCGCCUGUGCCUCCGCCCAAUGAGGCAGCGGUGGGGCGGGGCGGGGCGGUUGGGUGACGUCAGCUCGCGGGGCGGCCAAUGGCGAGGCGGCUCUCGUCUAUAUAAGGGCGGGCGGGGGCAGGCCGAGCGGCGCCAUUUCGCGGGGACGAAGGGACGGAGCGGGUCGGGCCCGGCGCGCGAGGGGGGGCGGCCCCAACCCGGCUCCAUCCCCCGCCUCCGCCGUCCCGGAGGGCUCCGGGACCCUCCCCGGACCCUCCCCGGCCUCCGCAGCGACCCCUGCCUGCGGCCACCGGCGGCGAGGGGGACGCCUCCGCCCGGCUUCUUUUCCACCACCUUCCUCCCUCCCCCCCCCCCACUCGCUCCUUCCCUCAGCGAGCCAAGAUGGAGCGCGGCCGCUGAGAUCCCCGCUACGAUAUCCGCCGUCAUCCGCCGCUCCGAGCGCGGAUCCGCGCCUCCUUCUUCCCUCCCGCGGCCGCCGGCGGUUCGCAGCGACUCGGCCGGGGUUGUAUCGAGCGGAUCGCGCCGCGUUCGGCGGGUCCGGUGAGGCUCCGAAGGGACGAUUCCCCCCCAGGCCGCCUCCAUCAUCCCCGCUCAGCUCUGUCCGUGUGUGGUGCCCCCCCCCCUCCGUUGCAUCCCCUCAGAGCGCGCCGCCAUUUUCGCCGCGCCCCGUGGAUGUGAGGCCGAGCUCGGCUCUUUCCUCCUCCUCCGCCGCUGCUGCCGCCGCUUGAGGAGCUCGGAAAGGGGAGGGGGCUCCCGGCAAGACCCCCCUCCCCUGGUACCGGGGAUGCGCUGACGCUGGAGAGGCCCAGAGCGGGCCGGGAGCGGAGAAGCUUUGACCGGGCAAAGUGGGGGGCUCGUCGGAGGAGACGGCGGGAGGAGGAGGAGGAGGAGGAGGAGACGAAGGCCGGGCGGGCCCGCGGGCCGCAGCAGCAGCCGCCGGGAUGUUGCAGAAUGUGAAUCCCCAGAGCAAGAUUUUGGGCGAGGGCAAUGCCGCCCUCAUGGCUUUGGCCAGCACGGACUCGACGCCGGGCAAACGCAUCCGCAAACCCUCCCUGCUCUACGAGGGCUUCGAGAGCCCCACCAUGGCCUGGGUGCUUUAGGAGCGCUGGGCUUUGCUCCAGCCUGGCUUUAGGAGCGGUUUUAGCCACGGAAUCGCGGAUUUAGGAUCGGUUCUAGACUCAGUUUUAGCGCUAUUUAGGAUCGGUUUCGCCUGGAUUUAGGAUCAGUUUUAGCAGUGGAAUUACGGAUUUAGGAGCGGUUUUAGCGUUUAGGAGCAGUUUUAGGAGUGGAAUUGCAGAUUUAGGAGCGGUUUUAGCAGUGGAAUUGCAGAUUUAGGAGCGGUUUGAGCCUUUAGGAUCGGUUU
Haemorhous mexicanus (house finch) is the source of this 1750-nucleotide messenger RNA. RefSeq lists its product as uncharacterized. The transcript is spliced from 2 exons. Bases 407 to 931 code for a protein of 174 amino acids. The record is from RefSeq and is a predicted model, not a curated record. Lineage: Eukaryota; Metazoa; Chordata; Aves; Passeriformes; Fringillidae.